GAUAACUUCGAAGAUGGCCAGGAUUCGAACACUAAGCACUAAUUCGGAAGAUUCCGACCACUUUUACACUAUAAAUGAGCAUCCCGUCGAUGAUAUAUCUCUAGCAUUCUUUUAUAAACCGCACACUAUAACAUUGCUGACAGUUUCUAUCAUAGGUUUACUGUACUUCGGAUUUGUAAGGGAUGAUGCUGGAACAGAACAGAACAUCUGCAGCGGCUUGUGCAGCAUAUUCUUCUUCUUUAUGAUUAUAUCUGUCCUCACAUUUCCAAAUGGUCCAUUCACACGUCCUCAUCCUGCACUAUGGAGGAUGGUGUUCGGCAUGAGUGUCCUGUACUUCCUACUUCUCUGUUUCACGCUAUUCCAGAACAUGCAGACUGUGAAGGAAAUUCUGUUCUGGCUCUAUCCUGAUCUCAGAACAUAUACACCCGAGGUGGAGCGACAGGAGUACGCUGUGAACUGUUCCGACAUAACCUUAGAGAGGGUGUGGUCACAUGUAGAUAUAUUCGCAUUUGGUCACUUCUGGGGUUGGGCACUGAAGGCUCUACUUAUUAGACAUUAUGGCAUAUGUUGGACAAUCAGUAUUACAUGGGAAAUAACAGAGAUGUUCUUUGCUCACUUGCUUCCCAAUUUCCAAGAAUGCUGGUGGGAUGCCUUCAUCUUGGAUGUUCUCCUAUGUAAUGGGAUUGGUAUACUGUUUGGAAUGCAAGCCUGCAAGUGGUUGGAGAUGAGGAACUACCACUGGGAAAGUAUCAAAGACAUUCAUACUACCACUGGAAAGAUACGUCGUGCUGUAUUACAGUUCACCCCAGCCAGCUGGACGCACGUACGCUGGCUUGAUCCUCACUCCUCCUACAUGCGGGUCGUUUCUGUCACAAUCUUGGUUGUGUUUUGGAUGGUUGUGGAGUUGAACACCUUUUUCCUAAAGCAUAUAUUCAGAUUGGGUACAGGUCACCCCCUUUGUAUAGGACGUUUGUUGUUCAUAGCGGUCAUAUCCGCACCUUCAAUUCGACAGUAUUAUUGCUACGUGACAGAUGCCCAAUGUAAGAGAGUGGGUACGCAAUGUUGGGUCUUUUGUGCAAUAACCCUGACCGAGGCUAUGAUAUGCUUGAAGUUUGGUGCUACAUUGUUUAAAGAAACCGAGCUAGUCUAUAUGUGUAUUUGGCUCAUUACUCUGUUAAUAUCUGGAAUCACAGCUGUGUAUAUAUGUGCCAUAGUUGCCAAAAGAUCCAAGAAUGUUGACUUGACAAAUGAGAAAGAUGUGAACUUCAGGUUCAAUGACCCCUUGAAGUCAAGCAAAGACAAUCAGGAGUCAACAGACGCACCAAAAUAUUCUACUAUAGAGGGCAGCACUGAUAGUGGAACAACCAAUGGAAAACCUCAUUACAAUACUAGAAGAAGAGCAAAGAAAGCACAAUCAAAUGGUCAUUUAUAAAGGCUAAAUUAUUAGGAAGGAUUCUCUAAUACUUGCAUCUAAUUUAUAUACUAGACUUAAUAACUACCAGUGUUCAUGCAUAAUAAAACAGUGGCAACGAUUCACAAUGAUACUGGGGGUGUAAAAUAGUAAAUGUAGUAGCCAAUCUAAAAGAGAAUGUUUUUAAAUGUUGUCCUUUUGAUAUUCUCUCCAAAGAUACUCCAGAAUUUUCC
Owenia fusiformis is the source of this 1644-nucleotide messenger RNA. Lineage: Eukaryota; Metazoa; Annelida; Polychaeta; Sabellida; Oweniidae. The record is from the annotation of a GenBank genome assembly.